Messenger RNA from Arachis ipaensis, 2208 nucleotides. RefSeq names its product very-long-chain aldehyde decarbonylase CER3. Lineage: Eukaryota; Viridiplantae; Streptophyta; Magnoliopsida; Fabales; Fabaceae. Gene Ontology annotation, biological process: lipid biosynthetic process. Gene Ontology annotation, molecular function: oxidoreductase activity; iron ion binding. The record is from RefSeq and is a predicted model, not a curated record.
UCUCUACUUGAUCACUUGAAUACAAUAGGAUCUACUGCAGUGUCGACAUUUUACAAGGAGAUUCCAAAGGAGAAACAGAUAAUUAAAGGGAUAUAAACAUAUACUUUCAUGGGUGCUCCAUUAACAGCUUGGCCGUGGGAGAAUUUGGGGGUACUCAAGUAUGUGUUAUACGGGCCAUUUGUGGCAAAAGUAGUGUACGAAAGAUUUUACGAGGAAAAGGAAUCCAUCCCCAACAUGAGCUGGUGCCUUCACUUGCUCAUACUGUGUGGUCUUAGGGGUUUGCUUCAUGUCUUCUGGAAUUCUUAUUCCAACAUGCUGUUUCUCACACGGAAUCGCAGAAUUAUCCAACAGGGCAUUGAUUUCAAGCAGAUUGACAAAGAAUGGGACUGGGAUAACUUCUUGAUUCUCCAAGCACUAAUUGGCUCCUUAUGCUAUUAUAUAUUUCCCUUCUUUCAAAAUCUUCCUGUAUUGAAUGUGAAAGGCCUUGUUACUGCUUUGAUUCUUCAUGUGGGAAUAUCAGAGCCACUUUAUUAUUGGGUGCAUAGAAAGUUUCAUGGGGAGAAUCUUUUCAAUCGCUUCCAUUCACUUCACCAUUCAUCUCCUGUACUACAGUGCUUGACCGCUGGACAUGCAACAGUUCUUGAGCAUCUUGUGUUGGCGAUAGUGAUUGGAAUACCGAUCCUUGGGGCUUCUAUGAUGGGAUAUGGGUCAGCAUGUUUGAUAUAUGGUUACAUUCUGGUUUUUGAUUUUCUCAGAUGUAUGGGCCAUUCCAAUGUUGAAAUUGUUCCACAUCAGCUGUUUCAGACACUACCAUUUAUGAAAUAUCUCAUAUACACACCAACAUAUCACAGCCUACACCACACUGAUAAGGACUCUAAUUUCUGCCUCUUCAUGCCUCUGUUCGAUGCACUAGGAAACACGCUUAACACCAAAUCUUGGCAAUUACACAAAACAACAAGUUCAGGAAAAAGUAGUAGAGUACCGGAUUUCGUUUUCCUAGCACACAUAGUGGACAUCACAUCUGCUAUGCAUGUUCCAUUCUGUCUAAGAUCCUUCAGUUCUUUGGCAUUCAGAACAAGGUUCUUCUUGAUCCCAUUUUGGCCACUUGCAGUGGUGGUUGUGCUAUCAAUGUGGCUUUGGUCCAAGACCUUUCUACUCUCAUUUUACUACCUAAGGGGUAGGCUGCAUCAAACAUGGGUUGUUCCACGCUGUGGUUUCCAGUACUUCUUGCCGUUUGCUGGUGAUGGUAUCAACAAGCAUAUUGAGCAAGCUAUCCUCAGAGCAGACAAAAUUGGUGUCAAAGUCAUCAGCUUGGCUGCUUUGAAUAAGAACGAAUCACUAAAUGGGGGAGGAAAACUGUUCGUGGACAAACACCCAGAGCUUAGAGUUAGGGUUGUGCAUGGCAACACCUUAACUGCAGCUGUGAUUCUUGAUGAGAUUCCAGAAGACGUUAAAGAAGUUUUCUUAACAGGUGCUACUUCCAAGCUCGGUAGAGCUAUUGCGCUUUAUCUCUGCCGAAAGAAAGUUAAAGUUCUGAUGUUAACUCUUUCGGCAGAGAGAUUUCAGAGAAUUCAAAAGGAAGCCCCGACAGAAUACCAAAGCUAUCUUGUCCAAGUGACAAAAUAUCAAGCAGCACAAAACUGCAAGACCUGGAUUGUUGGUAAGUGGAUCACACCAAGAGAGCAAAACUGGGCACCACGCGGAACACAUUUCCAUCAAUUCGUUGUUCCGCCAAUCUUGCCAUUUAGAAGAGACUGCACUUAUGGUGAUCUUGCAGCCAUGCGGUUACCCGAAGAUGUGCAAGGCCUUGGCAGCUGUGAGUACACAAUGGAGAGGGGAGUGGUUCAUGCUUGCCACGCAGGAGGAGUAGUACACAGUCUUGAAGGGUGGACCCAUCAUGAAGUUGGGGCCAUAGAUGUUGAUAAGAUUGAUGUUGUGUGGAAAGCUGCACUCAAACAUGGUCUACGACCAGUGUCUUCCGGAUCCACCAUCAAAGCCAAAGGAAAUUAAAUUUGUAAUCCAAUUGAUGUAUCUGUUUUUCAAUUGUUUUCUGCUCAAACAAAAACAAUUGGAAACUUUAAUUAACUUAUUGAAAAUUAUACUAGAUGUCAAACUUAAAUUUGAGGGCAAAUGGAAGAAUUGUGCAUCAAAGAAAUUCAAAGACACAAUGUGUGCAUUUUAAGGGUUUUCUAGCUAAUUUGUGUGUCA